This is a messenger RNA of Parastagonospora nodorum SN15, 1139 nucleotides long. RefSeq lists its product as hypothetical. The coding region runs from base 1 to 522 and encodes 173 amino acids. Lineage: Eukaryota; Fungi; Ascomycota; Dothideomycetes; Pleosporales; Phaeosphaeriaceae. The transcript has a single exon. The record is from RefSeq and is a predicted model, not a curated record. Gene Ontology annotation, cellular component: cytoplasm.
AUGCAAUUGCGCGACGAGGGUCUGCACAUUGACAUGUGCGUUAUGGGUGGGUUGGUUUUCAAUCAGGAUGGCGUUGUACUGCAUGAAGGCCAGGCCUUGUUCGAAGUACAAUGGGCUCUGCUACAGGACAUCAAGAUCUUGGCAAACACGACGCCAGUCAUCGCAGUUGUGCAUGCAUGUCAGGUGGUGGAUGAAGUCUCCAUGGGGAUGGAGAAAACCAGCCCGAAUAAGCCUGGGGAGGUCCAAUGCGAUCUGAUCAUAACACCAGAUAGGACGUUUGAGAUCGAAGCGGCAGUGAAAUCAGCAUCUGGCAUCGACUUCGACAAUGUAGAUGCUGAGGCACUGAACAACAUCCAGCCAUUACAAGAGUUGAGGGGCAUACGCAGUAUGGAGCAGAUCAUGGCAAAGGGAGGGUUCCGUCAAGAAAAUAGGAAAGACGAAGAAAAGCCAAAGGCACCUACGGCCGAAGAACAGAUGGGUAUUGAUAUCAUCGAAAAGCUGAUGAAAGGCUACAAAGCCUAACUUGCAAGCUUGAUAUUAUUGUAGUCGACUAGUAAUUACCGAUAAAGGACGCCCGUUGGGAAUCAUGAGCUCAUAUGAAAGAAAACGCCAACGCAAUGCCAAAAGAAUCGAACCGAGAGCAACGCCCAUCACGCACUCCCACUUCCCGUCCCACAAGUCAAUCCGGUGACAGUCACGACACCACCCUUGGAGUCCAGCAUGACCAUUCCAUCUCCCUUCCUCGCUUCGAUUCCUUUGCUCGAAUAUCCGAUGUUUACCCUGCAAAAGACUUCGCCUUCUACCUCGGCGUCCACGACUUCGAAGCCCUGUAGCAGCAAAGGAUUUUGCGCAAGUGAUGACAGAGCUAUGCCAAUGGGCAGUGUGAUGAUAUGUCCAUUGACUGAGGGACUUUGGUUGGAUGAUGUAUAGUGUGUGUUGUCCGGACCGAUGGUGCGGAUGCGGACAGUAGGGAGGUGCGCAUAUGCCGGAGUUGGAGAGCAGAGGCUGAGACCGAGAAGAGUGGAGAUGGUGAAUUGAAGUUUCAUGGCGAUUAUGAUGUUUGGUCUUGGUAAUGCUCCAAAUGUCAACUACUGAUGUUGUCCAAGUCGAAUUUUCUCAGUGCUUUGGUGAUGCUGUGC